Molecule: messenger RNA, 5930 nt
Organism: Microcebus murinus (gray mouse lemur)
Lineage: Eukaryota; Metazoa; Chordata; Mammalia; Primates; Cheirogaleidae
Source: RefSeq, a predicted model, not a curated record
CCCUGUGGACUGGAUAGCGUGCUGAAAGACUCAGGUCUUUGUGACAAACUUAUUGGUUUUAUGAAUAAUCAGGUAGCAUUUAUAAGAAUAUUCAAGUUUUAACAGUUAACAGAUUAACUUCCUAUUGGCUACCUCUAAACUACCUAUCUUUGAAGAAUCCACUGAAUUCCAGUGCCUUUUUUUGGUGGUAGGGAUACAAAAGUGAGCAAGAAAGCCUGUGUUCUAGUGGGUGGUUAAGCUAGAACAAGCGGCGACAAUAUAGCAGGAGAAGUGAGAAUGAGGGUUUCCCUGCGAAGACAUGGCAGGACCAAAGAACGGACUGUGGAAGACAAUGGACUCUUUCAGGUGAAAUAUUUAGAACAAAUGAACACAAUAAGGAAUGGAUUUGUUAACAGCUUGGGUUGAAAAGGAGAAGAUGUUUUUUGUUAGGAGGAAAAAAAACAACACUGUGUAUAGACUGAUGAUAACAUAUCUUAUUGGAUGAAUUUGGCAAAGGUCACUGUGGCGAGAGAAUGGGAGAGGAUGGCGGAUGAGCCCUGGAGUUCCAGUAGGGUCCAGGCCAGAGGGACUCCGAGAAAACAAGCUGAAGAAUGUAAACUUCAUGGAUCGUGCUGGUGAUCCCCAUGCCCUCAGCUGACUAGCUCCAGUGGCUCAGCAUUUCCACAGAGCACUGAUGGCACUACACUUACAAGGCUAAUUUGUGCACAAGCCUGUUACUUCCCUUCUGUUCAACAGCUUUCAGCUGCCCUCCUAACCCUACACAGAUGUCUUACAAACCCAUGUUCCUGCUCAUGGAGGACUGGCACACUGAGCAAGCAAUUCCUGUAUAAUGCAGGAAGGCCAAAGGCACUACUCAGAUGAUAGACUUAAACAGAGAUAGGAGAAAUGACCUCAAACUGAUCAGAAUGAUAUUUGGAGAAAAUACACCCUCAGAAAAAUGUGAUGAACCACUGGUCUCUGGACUGUCCCAUGUAGCUUUCAGCAGCUCUUCCUCCAUGUCGGGCAGCUAUUCUCCUGGCUACGCCAAGAUCAACAAGCGGGGAGGUGCUGGGGGAUGGUCUCCAUCAGACAGUGACCAUUAUCAAUGGCUUCAGGUUGAUUUUGGCAACCGGAAGCAGAUUAGUGCCAUUGCAACUCAAGGAAGAUACAGCAGCUCUGAUUGGGUGACCCAGUACCGGAUGCUCUACAGUGACACAGGGAGAAAUUGGAAACCCUAUCAUCAAGAUGGAAAUAUCUGGGCAUUUCCUGGAAACAUCAACUCUGACAGUGUGGUCCGGCAUGACUUACAGCAUCCAAUCAUCGCUCGCUAUGUGCGCAUAGUGCCUCUGGACUGGAAUGGAGAGGGCCGCAUUGGGCUCAGAAUCGAAGUCUAUGGCUGUUCUUAUUGGGCCGAUGUUAUCAACUUCGACGGCCAUGUUGUGUUACCCUAUAGAUUCAGAAACAAGAAGAUGAAAACACUGAAGGAUGUCAUUGCCCUGAAAUUUAAAACCUCUGAAAGCGAAGGGGUGAUCCUACAUGGAGAAGGGCAGCAAGGGGAUUACAUUACUCUGGAACUGAAAAAAGCCAAGCUGGUCCUCAGUUUAAACUUAGGAAGCAACCAGCUUGGCCCCAUAUACGGCCACACGUCGGUGAUGACAGGAAGUUUGCUGGACGAUCACCACUGGCACUCCGUGGUCGUGGAACGCCAGGGACGGAGCAUCAACCUCACUCUGGACAGGGGCACGCAGCACUUCCGCACCAACGGGGAGUUCGACUACCUGGACUUGGACUACGAGAUAACCUUUGGAGGUAUACCUUUCUCUGGAAAGCCAAGCUCCAGCAGUAGAAAGAAUUUCAAAGGUUGCAUGGAAAGCAUUAACUACAAUGGCAUCAACAUUACUGAUCUUGCCAGAAGGAAGAAAUUAGAGCCGUCAAAUGUGGGAAAUCUGAGCUUCUCCUGUGUGGAGCCCUACACGGUGCCUGUCUUUUUCAAUGCCACAAGUUACCUGGAGGUGCCCGGACGGCUUAACCAGGACCUGCUCUCAGUCAGUUUCCAGUUCAGGACGUGGAACCCCAACGGUCUCCUGGUCUUCAGUCACUUUGCGGAUAAUCUGGGCAACGUAGAGAUUGACCUCACUGAAAGCAAAGUGGGUGUCCACAUCAACGUCACACAGACCAAGAUGAGCCAGAUAGACAUUUCCUCAGGUUCUGGGUUGAAUGAUGGCCAGUGGCAUGAGGUCCGUUUCCUAGCCAAGGAAAAUUUUGCUAUCCUCACCAUUGAUGGAGAUGAAGCAUCAGCAGUUCGAACUAAUAGUCCUCUUCAAGUUAAAACUGGCGAGAAGUACUUUUUUGGAGGUUUUCUGAACCAGAUGAAUAACUCAAGCCACUCUGUCCUUCAGCCUUCAUUCCAAGGAUGCAUGCAACUCAUCCAAGUCGAUGACCAACUCGUGAAUUUGUACGAAGUGGCUCAAAGGAAGCCGGGAAGUUUUGCCAAUGUCAGCAUCGACAUGUGCGCCAUCAUAGACAGAUGUGUACCCAAUCACUGUGAGCAUGGUGGGAAGUGCUCGCAAACGUGGGACAGCUUCAAAUGCACUUGCGAUGAGACGGGAUACAGUGGGGCCACCUGCCACAACUCCAUCUACGAGCCUUCCUGUGAAGCAUACAAACACCUGGGCCAGACGUCCAAUUACUACUGGAUAGAUCCUGAUGGCAGCGGACCUCUGGGGCCUCUGAAAGUUUACUGCAACAUGACAGAGGACAAAGUGUGGACUAUAGUGUCUCAUGACCUGCAGAUGCAGACGACGGUGGUCGGCUACAACCCAGAGAAAUACUCGGUGACGCAGCUCGUGUACAGCGCCUCCAUGGACCAGAUAAGCGCCAUCACCAGCAGCGCCGAGUACUGCGAGCAGUACGUCUCCUAUUUCUGCAAGAUGUCGAGGUUGCUGAACACCCCAGACGGGAGCCCCUACACUUGGUGGGUUGGCAAAGCCAACGAAAAGCAUUACUACUGGGGAGGCUCCGGGCCCGGGAUCCAGAAAUGCGCCUGUGGCAUCGAGCGCAACUGCACCGACCCCAAGUACUACUGCAACUGCGACGCGGACUACAAGCAGUGGAGGAAGGACGCUGGCUUCUUGUCCUACAAAGAUCACCUGCCGGUGAGCCAAGUGGUGGUUGGAGACACUGACCGGCAGGGCUCAGAGGCCAAACUGAGCGUGGGUCCCCUGCGCUGCCAAGGAGACAGGAAUUACUGGAAUGCCGCCUCUUUCCCCAACGCGUCCUCCUACCUGCACUUCUCUACUUUCCAAGGGGAGACCAGCGCGGACAUUUCUUUCUACUUCAAAACACUAACUCCCCGGGGAGUGUUUCUUGAAAAUAUGGGGAACACAGAUUUCAUCAAGCUGGAGCUGAAAUCUGCCACAGAAGUAUCCUUUUCAUUUGAUGUCGGAAACGGGCCAGUGGAGAUCGUAGUGAGGUCACCCUCCCCUCUCAACGACGACCAGUGGCACCGGGUUACUGCAGAGAGGAAUGUCAAGCAGGCCAGUCUGCAGGUGGACCGGCUGCCCCAGCAGAUCCGCAAGGCCCCGACUGAAGGUCACACCCGCCUGGAGCUCUACAGCCAGCUGUUUGUCGGUGGCGCUGGGGGCCAGCAGGGCUUCCUGGGAUGCAUCCGUUCCCUGAGGAUGAAUGGAGUGACACUCGACCUGGAGGAAAGGGCAAAGGUCACAUCCGGGUUCAUAUCCGGAUGUUCGGGCCACUGCACCAGCUACGGAGCGAACUGUGAAAACGGAGGCAAAUGCAUAGAGAAGUACCACGGCUAUUCCUGCGAUUGCUCCAACACGGCAUACGACGGAACCUUUUGCAACAAAGAUGUGGGUGCAUUUUUCGAGGAGGGGAUGUGGCUGCGGUAUAACUUCCAGGCCCCGGCGGUCAGUGCCAAGGACGCGGGCGGCAGCGCGGACAGCCCCCCCGAGCAGCAGGGCCCCCCCGAGGACCUGGCCCGGGAGGAGAUCGGCUUCAGCUUCAGCACCACCAAGGCGCCCUGCAUCCUGCUCUACGUCAGCUCCCUCACCACGGACUUCCUGGCCGUUCUCGUCAAACCCACCGGAAGCUUACAGAUCCGGUACAACCUGGGUGGCACCCGGGAGCCGUACAACAUCGACGUGGAUCACAGGAACAUGGCCAACGGGCAGCCGCACAGUGUCAACGUCACCCGUCACGAGAAGACCAUCAUUCUCAAGCUCGAUCAUUACCCUUCCGUGAGUUACCACCUGCCCGGUUCAUCUGAUACCCUCUUCAACUCUCCCAAGUCGCUCUUUCUGGGAAAAGUUAUAGAAACAGGGAAGAUCGACCCAGAGAUUCACAAGUACAACACCCCAGGAUUCACGGGCUGCCUCUCGCGGGUGCAGUUCAACCGGAUCGCCCCUCUCAAGGCCGCCCUGAGGCGGACCAACGCCUCGGCCCACGUCCACACGCAGGGCGCGCUGGUGGAGUCCAACUGCGGGGCCUCGCCGCUGACACUGUCCCCCAUGUCGUCGGCCACCGACCCCUGGCACUUGGAUCACCUGGACUCAGCCAGUGCAGAUUUUCCCUACAACCCGGGACAAGGCCAAGCUAUACGAAAUGGAGUCAACAGGAACUCGGCCAUCAUUGGAGGGGUCAUUGCCGUGGUGAUCUUCACCAUCCUCUGCACCUUGGUCUUCCUCAUCCGGUACAUGUUUCGUCACAAGGGCACCUACCACACCAACGAGGCGAAGGGAGCAGAGUCGGCCGAGAGCGCGGACGCCGCCAUCAUGAACAACGACCCCAACUUCACAGAGACCAUUGACGAAAGCAAAAAGGAGUGGCUCAUCUGAGGGGUGGUGGCUAUCUGGCUGUGGGAUGGGGAGGAGGGAAGUCCUAGGGAAGGAGGGAAAGGGACAAUAAGCACCCUGCUUCACACUCUGAGCACAUCCUUAAAAAAUAUCUAGCACAAGUUGGGGGAGGCGAGCGACAGAAUCUUCUUGAGACUGAGCACCACAAAAAAAAAAAUACUUUUUACUAUUUCUUUAUAGCUGAGUUUCCCCUUCUGUAUCAAAACAAAACAAUACAAAAAAUGCUUUUAGAGUUUAAGCAACGGUUGAAAUUUGUAGGUAAUAUCUGUCUUAUUUUGUGUGUGAUUUAGAGGUGUUCUAAAAACCCGUGGUCACAGGGCAAGUUUUCUACAUUUUUAAGAGCCCUUAGAACGUGGAUAUUUUUUCCUUGAGAAAAGCCAACGCGCAUCCGUGCGGCCCCCAACAUUCUCUUCCUUUUGCUUAGAGUCGGCUUUUAAGGGGCUGUUGUAGUAACUAGUUUGUGUUCAUAUAAUAUUUCUUUUGAUGUCCUAUAAACCGGAAAAGGAAAGAAAGGGGCAAAGAGAACCAAUGAUUUGCCAGUUUUCAAAGAGUUUUGAAUCUACGCCGGUCCUGAGGGUCCCUGCGGACACCAGCGGUUGAAGGAAGAGGGUCUGGCGCCUGUUGUGACCACAGAAUCAACACGACUGGAGAGAAGUGUGAAAGAACAAGGGAAAGGAGCUUAUUGUAUUGGGGCUGUUGGUUUUAUUUUUCAUUGAAUUCUGCAAGAUGAUAUUGUUCCAUGUACAUAGUCUUAGACCUAUUUAAUAUCUGUAACUAUCAGCUACAAUACCAUGGUGACCAGCUGUUAGAAAACAACUUUUCCUGCUUUACCUGCAAAAUAUUGGAUUUAUAUGUGUAUAAGCGCCUCAGUGGGGAAUUAGAGCCAGAUGUUAUGAUUUGUUUGCUCUGUUUCUUUUAGAGUUGUAGCAAAAUUUCUAGCGAAUGCAUAAAUUAGGUUGCUCUUCACAUUUUGCUUUAAAUCUCUGGUUUUUACACCCCUGUGACAAAAUCCUAGCAGACAGUGUCCUCUGGCUGGACACAAUACAAUAAAGCCGAGUUGUUACUGCAAUUACUCUGGAA